Molecule: messenger RNA, 1143 nt
Organism: Triplophysa rosa
Lineage: Eukaryota; Metazoa; Chordata; Actinopteri; Cypriniformes; Nemacheilidae
Gene: cd9b
Product: CD9 molecule b
Exons: 8
Coding region: 107-787 (226 amino acids)
Cellular component (GO): membrane
Source: RefSeq, a predicted model, not a curated record
UUCUUUCAGUUCACACUUUUAGGUGUAAACUAAGGUGGUGAAACGCGUAUCAGUCACUCAGUAUCAGGUGUUUUCUCGACACUUUCUUGAAUUUUACGGUUUAAACAUGGCUGCAGGUGGAUUUCAGUGCAUCAAAUAUUUGCUAUUUGUCUUCAACUUCAUCUUUUGGUUGGCUGGUACAGGAGUUUUGGCCGUUGGUCUCUGGCUGCGUUUCGAUGAGAAAACUAAAGGACUCUUUUCUUCCAACGAUUCCCCGACUGUGUUUUUGACAGGGGUGUAUAUCCUCAUCGUGGCGGGUGCCAUUAUGAUGGUGGUCGGGUUCCUCGGAUGCUGUGGAGCAAUAAAAGAAUCCUCAUUCAUGCUAGGACUGUUCUUCGCUUUCCUGCUCAUCAUUUUUGCGGCAGAGGUCGCUGCUGGAAUCUGGGGAUUGUCCAAUCAAGACAAGAUUGUGUCAGAUGUCCAAACGUUCUACACGGAGACUUUCAGCAACUACAAAGCAACAAAACAGGAUGCUUUGAAGGAAACGCUGCGAUUGAUUCAUUUUGGACUGCAGUGCUGUGGACCGACAGGAACGGCAGUUGAUUUCUCUGCUGACAUCUGCCCGAAAAAGGAGGGAUUAGAAGUCCUUGUCACUACGAGCUGCCCAAGUGCCAUCAAAGAAGUGUUCACCUCUAAGCUUCACAUCAUUGGAGGUGUUGGAAUUGGUAUUGGAGUGAUCAUGAUCUUCGGUAUGAUCUUCAGCAUGCUCUUGUGCUGUGCCAUCCGACGAACCCGAGACAUCGUAUAAGCCGUUGUUGCCCAGCAGUCAGUUUCCUGCUAUGUAUUUAUCUGAUUGUGUGCUCGUGUGUGUGCGUGUGUGUGUGUUUGAAAAAUAACUCCCACUUUGUUCUAAACUCAGAAUUUUCCAAGCACAUUAAAACUGUUACAGGCCUCAUGAAUGGCCUCGUCGAUUCAAUUUUAAUUUCUUUUGGUGUUUAGAUUAACCGGCAUAUAUGCCUAUUUGAAUGAUCUUACAAACUUCUUACGUUUUCUCUUGUGUAACAUUUUACAAAAUAGCUUAUUUUAUGAAUGAGUUUAUAAUUUUCUCUGUCUGGAGAGCGUAACCAUUUGAAAUGAUAAAUAAAGUAGUCGAUAACAAAUCUA